AUGGCGCAGCAAAAAAAACACCCAGGCGUCGAUUGCCCCAGGGGUUCCAAGCCCUUAGAAAACCCCGAGAGUUGCGAGAUUGCCUCGGAAGUGCUGCGGGUGAAGUACACUGGAGAACAACGCUUCGCGACGGAUCCCACGGGAUGUUUGUAUAGAACGCCGGACAAAGACAUCCUGUGGAACCAGGAACAGGGCGGUGCCGCCAGCGUGGUGCGGAAGGUGGUGUGCUUGGACGUCGCCUCCCUGCCGGCUUCCAGCCUCGCCGCUCCCGCCCCUGUCCCGGCUCCCGCGGCCGCACCGGUGGCGGCGGCGCCGGCGCCGGCGCAGCCCACGGGGACGGAGGAGGUGACGUUGAAGAUGAGGAGCGAAGAUGGACGAUUUGCCAUCACUGAUACAGAUGCGAACUACUGCCCCAGUGGAAGUUUCCCUCUUCAAAGCAAAGAGGAUUGCCAGUUGGCGGCGAAGAGUUUUUCAAAGGGAUUUCUGCCGGACACGGCCAAAGAGGAGCUGGAGCCAACCGGUUGUGUCUUUCGAGGUCCUGACCAGGACAUGCUGUGGAACGAGGACCCCGAGGGGUCACCCCACGAGAGCCGCCACGUGGUCUGCGCCACCGCGCAGUUCCAGCGGGAGAAGGCCGCGGCCAAAGCAGCGAAAUUGGCCGAGGUCCCGGCCGCGGCGGAAUCCCCGGCACCGGUGCUGACCGAUGCCCCGGCGGCUCCGGCGCCGGCGGCAGCGGCGCCGGCGGCAGCGGAUGCGAAAUAUGUCUUCGGCUCGCCCGGCGAAGUGGACUGCCCGCCCGGUGCCGUGCCGCUGAGCGAGCAGGAUCAGUGCGAGGCUGCCGCCAAGGCCCUGUCCAAGGAGUAUGUGGAGCUGAACCCCGCCGAAGGCGAUCCACCAGGUUGUCAAUAUCGGCCUCCCGACCAAGACGUCUACUUCAACAGCCACGACACGGGCGCACCCAAUGCGGCGCGGCAGCCCGUGUGCCGCGAAGAUCCCAAGGCUGCGGCGUUGCUGACCACGCGGGCGCCGGCCAAGGAGUUCAAGUUCAAUUACGUCAUGGGCGAAACCGACACGGCAGAUUGCCCUGCGGGUGGCGCACCGGUAGAGAGCUCCGAGGAGUGUGCAGCCGCGGCUAAGAAGUUGGGUAAGAUCUAUUUGGGCGAAGGAAAUCCGGCUGAGAUGGAUCCCAAAGGAUGCCAAUUUCGAGUUCCUGACCAGGACAUGUAUUGGAACCCUCAUGACACAGGUGCCACAAACGCCGCACGCCAACCGGUCUGUCGUGAAGCUUGAGAUAUCUUGAGAUCCCGAGUCGUAGCGAAGCAAUCCCUUCAUCCUACCCCAUGACGGAUCCAUGGUGCUGGUAUAUAUGC
Cladocopium goreaui is the source of this 1370-nucleotide messenger RNA. The record is from the annotation of a GenBank genome assembly. NCBI's taxonomy places the organism in Eukaryota, Dinophyceae, Suessiales, Symbiodiniaceae.